GUCUGUCUCCACUCAGUGGAAUCAAACCACACAUGAGGUGCAGUUGCUGUGCGCUGUGCUGGGAAGAGGAGUCGGUUUCUUUUAUUUUAUUGUUCUUUCAUUUCUUGAUUUUCUGAAAAGAAUAACAUUCCGGCUGCAGACCUUUGUGAAGGAUCAUGGCGUUAGACUGAUCAAGCCAGCUUUCUCAUCUGUAACAGCUGUGUUUUUGUAUUUUGUUCUGAUUUUUUUUUUUAUGCUGGACUUCUGGAAGGAGAGGAAAAAAACACAGAAUGGGCGAACCCUUCAGGUUAUUUCUUUAACUCUGAUUUCUGGAAAUGGAUCCUGUUUUCUCGCAGACAGACAAAGAUGAUAAGGUUUACCCCAAAGAGCUCAGCCAUGGGAAGCUAAUGAUGAGAAAGAGGAUAUUCUGGGAUUGUCCACUUCAACUCUCCUGGAUGAUGGAUGGUGAGCUCUUCACUUCCACUCUACUACCAGCAGGUGAUGCUAUUGCAGACACUGGCAUUACUCUGGAGCAGAAGACGACAUUUGCUUUUGUUAUUUUCCUGUUUGUAUUUCUUGGGAUUCUUAUCGUCAGGUGCUUCCGCAUCCUCCUUGAUCCUUACCGUAGCAUGCCCACCUCCACCUGGGCAGAUGGGCUAGACGGCCUGGAGAAGGGACAGUUUGAUUACACUUUGGCAUAGUACCCACGCGGCCUUUGACACUGAAUGUCAAACAAUGGAAAACUGACAAGAUUGCUGUGCACUUUCAACACUACUGUAGAUAUUGUUUACAUGGAGGUGAAAAAAUCGUCAUCUCGCUGAAACAGGAAUGCCUAUACAAAUUCAGAUAACCAAGGAUAUGUGUUGUGUGAAAACCUAUCUAGCUCUUACAGGGUUAUUGUGCUUUUCUAACAUAUUGUGGUUUUGUUCAAUGAUGCAGCGUGAAGGUCUGUUGCUCUGUGCUACCAAAUCAGCCAUAAGCACACUCUUUUACAUGCCUUUGAUGCAGUCUUGACUGUUAGCAACUUUUUAAGAGUAGUCAAAUGCACUGUAGAGAAUUACAUGUUAUUUUGCACGUACUACCUGAAUGAAUCAUUUACCCAAGUGAUUUUCGAUAUGGAAGAAAAACAACAGUAAUAUUGUGAUAAUGAAAAGUAACUGCAGCUGCACUCUGCAUUAAAUAAAUAAACUGUGAUUUAAAGACUUGCCCUAUGACCUGACUACUGUUAGAAACCAUGUGCACAUUUGUGUGUGAAGUGUCUGUAUAGACAAUGUGCAGCUCAAUGCAUAAUUCCUUGCCCAAGACUCUGAAAUUAUAUUAAUUUAUCAAGCUAGGCUUUUAGCCUUUUGUGCUGUCAGUUUAUAGGUGCACAUCACAAUACAUAUCAACUACUUAUUAAAUUGUAAUGUAAAUAAUUGCACUCUCUAUAUCUACAGUAUAGUUACAUCACUUGAUAUGAUUAUAUCAUAUCUUCACUUAAUGGAAACAUUUUAAAUGAUACCAUGCACUAGAAAUUGUAACAAUAAAAGUGUUUAAAAAACUCUUGUUGGUUCUAUCAGGUAAAAGACUGUGUUCCCAGAAAUUAAAGUAUCAAAAAACUUUAUGAAGUGUUCUCUCUGCUGUCUAGAAAAAAAAUUCCAUUGUGAAUGAGUAUUGUUCUUGGAAAUGAAAUUGUUUAAAUUUCGAUUAUGUUUCUCAUAGCCGGUCGAUUGUCUAAUUGCAAUUGCUGGGCCUGUGGCAAAUGAAACAUAUGAAAGGCUCUUGGGGUUUUAAUGCUGAAGAAAUCCGCUGGGUUAAGCUGAACAAAGCAUCUGUGAAGUGACUGUAAAUCAAGGAUAGAACAUUUUUUUUUUCAAUUAAAGGUAGAGUUAUCACAACAUAUUCCCAUUUUCUCCGUUUUUCAGAGGUAUAGUCUGCUUAGCACCACCUUUAAAUUCUUAUACUAUAGCAAAGAUAGAAACUCCACACCACAUCACAUCCCAUUAGUAUUCACUAUAUGUUUUCUGUACAGCUGGAAAAGAGAACGUUUCUGCGUAAAUAGAUGCUUUUCUCCACUAACAAGUGUUGUAUAUAUUAAUACAUUACCAUUGUGCCUAAAUGUAAAAA
Lepisosteus oculatus (spotted gar) is the source of this 2085-nucleotide messenger RNA. The record is from RefSeq and is a predicted model, not a curated record. Lineage: Eukaryota; Metazoa; Chordata; Actinopteri; Semionotiformes; Lepisosteidae.